UGAUGGCGGGGUUAAAAAUUGCCCCUCCAAGCGGGUGCAUGUACCUAAGUACACCGAUCUAGAUCACUGAUAAGGUUAAUCGGAGUGGAGUAGCUUCGCAGGAACUGCUCUCGCGAAGCGAACCGAGGUGUAUUGUCCUGCCGUUGCAGACCAUGGCGACAACAGCCCAACCAAAUGGGAUACCUCCCAGCUCGUCAGGAUCACAGACGCAGCCAGCAUCGCAACCAACGCAAAACACCAUAACAAGCGGCAGCACAACAAUACCAAACACGCAGCAAACCACCACCACAACAGCAACAGGCGGGCCAGCACAAGCAGCCCCGUCCUCGCCAACGACGGCAACACAGGAGCCUCGCCCCCGCGACGCGCGCACAAUCGAGCUACUCCUGACCUCCCAAGGCGUGACGUCCUUCGACAACCGGGUGCCGCUCUUACUUCUCGACUUCGCCUACCGGCACACGUCCAGCAUCCUCAACGACGCCCUGCACCUAUCAGGCGAUCCGUACGCGACGCACGCGGGCGCCAAGCCCAGCGGUUCAAGCGGCGCCGUCCCGACGGCCCCACCAGGCAGCGACGCGACGGUGAGCACGAACGCGAUAAACAUCGCCAUCGCGAGCCGGCAGGCGUACCAGUUCCGCGGCGGAUCCGGCGGCGGCGGCGUAGGCGGGGGCGUGGGCGGAGGCGGCGCGAGCAAGGAGUGGCUCCAAGAGCUCGCGCGCGAGCGCAACAAGGUCGUGCUGCCGCGCAUACUGGCCUUCGAAUGGGGCGUGCGGUUGCCUAACGAGCGCUUCGUCCUCAGCGGGCAGAGCUGGGGCUUACGCGACCAAUGGGCUGUCGAGGGCGGGACGGAUAGCAGCGAGGACGAGGCUGACGAUGACGGGAACGGAUCAGACGCGAUGGAGGGCGUGGAAGAUCAGAACAGCAAGGAGAAAGAGGGCGAGGAAGAUGGUGGCGGUGGAUUAGAUGAGUUCCUUGGUGACGACAUGGCUGAUGAAGACAUGGAAGGCAUGGAGUAAUGCGCUCGCUACAUUAGAGGUCUAUUUAUUUGUUAAGGUGGGCGGACCAGGCGUUCGGGCGUUUGAGAGGACAAAAUUUACACGAUACCAUCCUUAGGACCGCUAAGUUCCGUCCUUGUACAUAGAUAGCUAUCACGUAAAGGAUCAAUCACUAUUAGAACUCACAGGCAUGGCGUGAAUUAUUUUCAACCGUCGUCGAGGCCACACGACAGACGUACAAUGGAGGCUAGGUUG
Molecule: messenger RNA, 1250 nt
Organism: Xylaria bambusicola
Lineage: Eukaryota; Fungi; Ascomycota; Sordariomycetes; Xylariales; Xylariaceae
Product: transcription initiation factor IID, 31kD subunit-domain-containing protein
Exons: 4
Coding region: 153-1016 (287 amino acids)
Biological process (GO): RNA polymerase II preinitiation complex assembly; DNA-templated transcription initiation
Cellular component (GO): transcription factor TFIID complex; SAGA complex
Molecular function (GO): RNA polymerase II general transcription initiation factor activity; transcription coactivator activity; protein heterodimerization activity
Source: RefSeq, a predicted model, not a curated record